Molecule: messenger RNA, 604 nt
Organism: Cyprinodon variegatus (sheepshead minnow)
Lineage: Eukaryota; Metazoa; Chordata; Actinopteri; Cyprinodontiformes; Cyprinodontidae
Product: up-regulated during skeletal muscle growth protein 5-like
Exons: 4
Coding region: 68-334 (88 amino acids)
Source: RefSeq, a predicted model, not a curated record
CGCAAGUCAACCCGGAAGACAAUAAAUACAGUGGAAUUGUAUAAGUAACCUACAGUCUGCAGCAGAAAUGCCGACAUCCCCUGUGAAAACUCGGAUACCCCUGACCAGCUUCGGUCAUCUCAUCACAGAGGUGAAGAAGCAGCUGUUUGGAAUGGAAUCGCCUUCGCCUGUGCAGCUGACCGGUUGGAGGAAACACUUCAAUAGCUACACACUGCAGGGACGCAGAAAUUGCGUCUUGGCUACGUAUGGGAUCUUGGGGACCUUGGCUGCUGCUUACCUGAUGAACAAAAAGCACCAAGAUGGAAAACAGACGCAUUCUGCUUCCAUGCAUUAAAGCUUCUCCUGUUCAACUGUUAUUUAUUAAAGGAAACCACAUCCUGGCGUCUCUCAGCCGUUAGCUGAAUGUUGCAUGUUAAUAAAAGCUGCAUUCAUGCCUUUCUGGUAAUUGUGUUAUUGAAUUUAGCCUGAACAGGACAACAUUUAGUCAGUUUGUUCAGUCUCGUUCUUUUUCACGUGAUGCUCAUCUCCUACAAUUACGCUGCAGCUCAGGAUUGUAUUCUCUAUUUUCUCAUGUCUUUGUAACGCUGUUGCAUAAGAAAAGUUG